AUGAAUGGUAUUUGUUGUUGUUUUUGAUGAUUGAUCGAAUCAAAAAAUUUGAGUUUUUUUCAUUCUGUUCUUCUUGUUUACCAAAAAAAGCAUUCAAAUAAAUCCAAGAUGAUUAAGCCUUCAAACUCUAAACUUCGACCUUCGACGCCAAAUUCUUCGUCUUCAUCGUUGUCGUUACAAAAUCAGACAGACAAUUCAAAUGCCUGUAGCAAUAAUAACGGUAUAGCUAAUCCAUCGAUAGCCUAUUCAUCAUUUGCCAUUACACAUAAUAAUCAUUUGAUUGAAUAUUGUCGUACAUCAAUGUCAGCAUUGGCCGGUUCGACAGCUGGAAUCAUUGGUCUGACUUCAUUAUAUGGAUUUGCAUUUUACAUACUAAUGGUUGUCAUUCUAUGGUUAAUGAUCAUGUCGAAAGCCGGUCCAAAUUAUCAACGAUAUUUUACAUCGUCAUGGCAUGUAUUAACAAAUGGUUUCAUGGGUGGUCUUACUACUUAUGUUCUAUUCUGGACCUUUCUAUACGGCAUGGUUCAUGUUUAUUAGAAUUUGAAUUGGAUAAAUGAAUGUAUAAAACAAUGAUAAAUUGAUGCAAUUUCAUUUUAAUUUUUAAUUAAAAUUUUCACAUUUGAACA
This is a messenger RNA of Dermatophagoides farinae (American house dust mite), 626 nucleotides long. It is a transcript of the gene EMC6, whose product is annotated as ER membrane protein complex subunit 6. Lineage: Eukaryota; Metazoa; Arthropoda; Arachnida; Sarcoptiformes; Pyroglyphidae. Gene Ontology annotation, biological process: protein folding in endoplasmic reticulum; autophagosome assembly. The record is from RefSeq and is a predicted model, not a curated record. Gene Ontology annotation, cellular component: membrane; endoplasmic reticulum; EMC complex.